AUGUCUAGGAUUUUUGACAAUCUUCCUUCGUCUCUAAACUCGUCCAAGGAUAUUUCUCAUAAGUUGGCUUAUGAGUGGUCGUUCUGGCAACACUUCAGACCGACCAGCGUACCUUCAGUACCAGAAGAAGGUAACACAACCACCGUUGAAGAGAACAGCCAUCAUUCCGAAAUUGAAUCUAGUCUAUACACAGAAACAGACGCGGAGAAAGAAAGCACGCUGAAUAAAAGCAUGGAGACAACUUCGGAAGCAGAUGGUGAAGCGGAAAAGAAUGAAAAUGCUGACAUGCGUGCAGCUCAAUACAUUGAAGGAACAACUCUACUAACUUUUCCAAAAGUUUACUCUAGAGACGCCGAAAUGGAGCAGACGGAUACAAUUGACACGGUUGAACAAUUUUGGCAAUCCUUCUGUAAUCUGAAAAGCAUCAACGACGUGCCUAUCGAUACCGAGUACUUUUUUUUCAAGAAGGGUAUCAAACCCCUAUGGGAAGAUGAAUUCAACAAGAAAGGCGGCAGGUGGUCAUUUAGCUUCAGUAAUAGCCAUUUGAAAUACAGGAAAAACCUCCUGUGUGCUUUCUGGGAAAUGUUGCUCGUCAGACUGAUUGGAGGGAAGUUUCUUUCGGCAGAUCUUGAGCUUCCUUUAAACGACAAAACCCUCGACAACAAGGAAUUUAAGGAAAUUCAAAGCAAGAUGCACAUGUCCAACGCCGAGUUAAACAAACUGGUUUUGGAUGAUAUUGCUGGCAUUGUAGUCAGUGUUAGAAGUAAGAAGAUCAUAUUGAGCAUAUGGAAUACCCAUUUGAGUUAUGAGAAGUUCAAAAAGGACAAUGACAUCUCUGGAUCAGUUAAAAACGAAGAAUAUAACCAUUUUUUUAGGGAACGUUUAAAUCCAAAGACAAAGCAUAUAUAUGAAGAAAUCGGGCUGACUACGUAUCAAUUCAGACAACUCAUUUAUGAGGCCGUUUCACAGAUUUUCAGCGAAGCUAUUGAAUUAGUCAAGACCAAGGAUAGUGCCCAAGAUCUACAGAAGAUAUAUAAGCAGAAACUUUUCAAAUACACCCCUCACUUCGUUGAUGGAUACUCUGUGAAUACGAAAAAGACCAAAUACAAGUCAAAGAGAACAUCUAAUGACUGGGACUCGUAUAAGAAUAUGCAGGGGAACAACUAUGGUGGUGACAAGGCUAGUUAUGGUGAUGCCGAAAGAUUUAGCAGUUUGGGUAAAUUGAGAAAGAAGGUUGAGUUCACCGACGAAGGGUUGAUGGUGGAAGAAUUGAAUGUUUUGAGCUUCAAACAGAAAUGGAACAGAAGACGUCGACCUGCUAUGAAGUCUAGAGGAUCUGAAAAUAGCGACGGAUUUGACCAUCACAGCAGCAUUAACGGUGACGAAGCCGACAAUUUCUGA
Messenger RNA from Pichia membranifaciens NRRL Y-2026, 1401 nucleotides. RefSeq lists its product as hypothetical. Gene Ontology annotation, cellular component: eukaryotic translation initiation factor 4F complex; cytoplasm. Gene Ontology annotation, molecular function: RNA 7-methylguanosine cap binding; translation initiation factor activity. The transcript has a single exon. The coding region runs from base 1 to 1401 and encodes 466 amino acids. The record is from RefSeq and is a predicted model, not a curated record. Gene Ontology annotation, biological process: translational initiation. NCBI's taxonomy places the organism in Eukaryota, Fungi, Ascomycota, Pichiomycetes, Pichiales, Pichiaceae.